AGGAAGGCAGGGACCCGGGGUAAGGCCGCGGCCACCAAGCAGGCCCAGCGAGGCUCUUCCAACGUCUUUUCCAUGUUCGAGCAAGCCCAGAUCCAGGAGUUCAAGGAAGCCUUCAGCUGCAUCGACCAGAACCGUGAUGGCAUCAUCUGCAAGUCGGACCUUAGAGAGACCUACUCCCAGCUCGGGAAGGUGAAUGUUCCAGAAGAGGAGCUGGACGCCAUGCUUCAGGAAGGGAAGGGGCCCAUCAACUUCACCGUCUUCCUCACACUGUUUGGGGAGAAGCUCAAUGGGACAGACCCUGAAGAAGCCAUCCUGAGCGCCUUCCGCCUCUUUGACCCCAGUGGCAAAGGCGUGGUGAACAAGGAUGAGUUCAAGCAGCUUCUCCUGACCCAGGCAGACAAGUUCUCUCCAGCCGAGGUGGAGCAGAUGUUCGCCCUGACGCCCAUGGACCUGGCGGGGAACAUCGACUACAAGUCCCUGUGCUACAUCAUCACCCACGGGGACGAAAAGGAGGAGUGA
Messenger RNA from Dama dama (fallow deer), 519 nucleotides. It is a transcript of the gene MYL7, whose product is annotated as myosin light chain 7. Gene Ontology annotation, cellular component: myofibril; cytoplasm. Gene Ontology annotation, biological process: cardiac muscle tissue development; heart contraction. The transcript has 6 exons. Gene Ontology annotation, molecular function: calcium ion binding. The record is from RefSeq and is a predicted model, not a curated record. Bases 73 to 519 code for a protein of 148 amino acids. NCBI's taxonomy places the organism in Eukaryota, Metazoa, Chordata, Mammalia, Artiodactyla, Cervidae.